Schizosaccharomyces osmophilus is the source of this 3381-nucleotide messenger RNA. It is a transcript of the gene bms1, whose product is annotated as GTP binding protein Bms1. NCBI's taxonomy places the organism in Eukaryota, Fungi, Ascomycota, Schizosaccharomycetes, Schizosaccharomycetales, Schizosaccharomycetaceae. Gene Ontology annotation, molecular function: GTP binding; U3 snoRNA binding; GTPase activity. The coding region runs from base 1 to 3381 and encodes 1126 amino acids. The transcript is spliced from 2 exons. Gene Ontology annotation, cellular component: 90S preribosome; nucleus. Gene Ontology annotation, biological process: maturation of SSU-rRNA from tricistronic rRNA transcript (SSU-rRNA, 5.8S rRNA, LSU-rRNA); ribosome biogenesis; endonucleolytic cleavage of tricistronic rRNA transcript (SSU-rRNA, 5.8S rRNA, LSU-rRNA). The record is from RefSeq and is a predicted model, not a curated record.
AUGGAUGAAAAAAAAGCCCAUUAUGCAAAGCAUUCUGGGCCUAAAGCGGAAAAGAAAAAAUCAAGGAAAGCUCCCAAUGCCAAUCCAGAGAGCAAUCCUAAGGCAUUUUCCGUAUCUUCGGCAGGACGUAUGGCUAGACAGGCCAUGAGGACUGCAGACUUGUCUCAAAAGAAGUUGCACGUUCCGAUGGUCGAUCGUACGCCUGAUGAAUCGCCGCCACCUGUAAUUGUUGCUGUUAUGGGUCCUCCUGGAACAGGAAAAUCUACGUUAAUCAAAUCUUUAGUCAAAAGAUAUUCCAAAUAUACGGUAUCCAAUAUCACUGGGCCUAUUACUGUGGUUGCUGGCAAAUCACGAAGAAUUACUUUUUUGGAAUGCCCUAAUGAUUUGAGUUCCAUGAUUGAUGUAGCAAAGAUUGCCGACCUCGUUUUGCUUCUAGUUGACGCCAACUUUGGGUUUGAAAUGGAAACAAUGGAAUUUCUUAACAUUUUAGCACCUCAUGGAAUGCCCCGAAUUAUGGGCGUGCUGACUCACUUAGAUUUAUUCAAGAAGCCUGCUACCCUUCGUGCUGCCAAGAAGCAUUUGAAACAUCGUUUUUGGACAGAGUUAUAUCAAGGUGCUAAGUUAUUUUAUCUUUCGGGUGUCCUAAACGGAAGAUAUCCCGAUCGUGAAAUAUUGAACUUGUCGAGGUUUAUUAGCGUCAUGAAGUUCCGUCCUCUUCAAUGGCGCAAUCAGCACCCGUAUUUGCUUGCUGAUCGUAUGGAAGACUUAACAUUGCCUACCGAAAUUGAAGAGAAUCCUAAGGUCUCUCGAACUGUUACUCUCUAUGGUUACCUUCAUGGUACAAACUUACCGAAGCAUGAUGCACCAGUUCACGUCCCGGGUGUUGGUGACUUUACCAUUUCUGAUGCUUCUAGAUUAGAUGACCCCUGUCCUCCUCCAGAUGCUGAUAAAGUCAGAAGACGCAGACUUUCCGAAAAACAGAAAUUAAUCUAUGGUCCAAUGGCUGAUAUCGGUGGCAUCCUUUUUGACAAGGAUCGUGUAUAUAUAGAUGUUCCUACUUCAAACUUCUCCAAGGAUGACAACUCUGAAGCUGGUGUUGGUGAACGUAUGGUCAUGCAAUUACAAGAAGCUCAUCAACCUUUGGGUGCUAACUCUUCAUCUGGUAUCCAACUUUUCAGCAAUACCAAUCUCGUUGAUUCUGAAAAUGAUCAAGGAGUCUCUGAUGAUGUUGGCAGAAAAGCUCGACGUCAACCAACAGGCGUCGUUUCUGAUGAUAUGCUGCAUCUUGAGGAGAAUGAAGCAAAUGACUCCGAAAACGAGUCUGGUGACGAAAACGACGUUGAUUACUCUGAAAAGAUUGGAGCGGCCAAGGAUAAUGAGGACGAAGGUGCUCAAGAGAAUUUUGCCUUUGCUGAAAGUGAUUCAGACCUUGGUGAUCUUUCUGGUGAAGAAGAAUCGUCUGAUUUGAAAUGGAAAGAAGGUAUGGCUUCUCGGGCUACAGCUUCGUUCAUUGAAUCUCGUCGUCGACGUCGUAGGAAUCUACAAAAAGUGUUUUAUGAUGAAUCUCUUUCACCCGAUCAAGCAUUGUCUGAAAUUCGUGGUGAAUCGUUGGAUGCAGAGGAAGACGGAAGCGACGCAGAUGAAGGAGAUGAAGAUGACUUUUUUCAACCUAAAGAAGUUGAUUCGGAGGGCCCCACUCAAGAGAACGAAAAAAGUUCUUUUGAGGAAGAACUCGAACGUUAUGGACAGAAAUAUGCGGAUUCCGAACGUCUUGCUCAAAUCAAAUAUCAUUUUAUUACUGGCAGUUUGUUAGAUUCCCAGGAAGGGGAUAAUGACGAAGCUGGCGAGGAAGAAAAGGAAACGGGGGAUUUUGAGGAUUUGGAAGACGAGGGUAGUGUUGAAAAUAAUGAGAAUGCACAGCCCUCAAAUGACGAGGAGGAAUCACACGAGGCAGGCGAAGAUGAAACUCCUGAGUUUGAAAAAGAGAGAGAGGAAAAUGCUCGCAAAAAGGAAGAACUUAGGCUUCGUUUUGAGGAAGAAGAUCGUGGCGAUCCAGAGAAGAAAGAUGUCGAUUGGUACGGAGAAGAGAAGGAAAAGAUUGCGCGCCAAUUGGAUAUAAAUAGGGAAGCAUUCAAUGACAUGGAUCCCGAAAGUAGAGCUGAAAUUGAGGGAUAUCGUGCCGGUGCAUAUGUACGUCUCGUUCUAAAAGGCGUUCCUUAUGAGUUCGUUGAGCACUUCGAUUCUCGUUAUCCAGUGGUUGUUGGUGGUCUAUUGCCAAAUGAACAGCGACAUGGACUUGUUCAAGUUCGUAUUAAGAGACACCGCUGGCAUAAGAAGAUUUUAAAAACAAAUGAUCCGUUAAUUUUCAGCUUGGGUUGGAGACGAGUACAGUCAGUCCCAGUCUACUCUAUCAGUGAUUCCCGUACUAGAAACAGGAUGUUGAAGUAUACCCCAGAGCAUAUGCACUGCUUCGCUACAUUUUACGGACCAUUCAUUGCACCAAACACGGGAUUUUGUGCGGUGCAGUAUGUUGCUAAUCAAUAUGCUAAAGCUGGUAGUUUCAGAAUUGCUGCGACUGGUACCGUUCUAGAUGUUAACCAAUCGAGUGAAAUUGUGAAAAAGCUGAAAUUAACUGGUGUUCCAUACAAAAUCUUUAAGAACACAGCAUUUAUCAAGAAAAUGUUUAAUAGUCCUUUGGAAGUGGCCAAGUUCGAAGGUGCAAAUAUUAGGACUGUGUCCGGUAUUCGAGGACAAAUUAAGAAAGCUGUUGAUAAAGAACAUGGCCAUUUCCGUGCUACAUUCGAGGAUAAAGUGUUAAUGAGUGAUAUAGUUUUCUUGAGAGCAUGGUACCCUGUACGAAUUCGUGAAUUUUGUACGACGGUCGCGAACUUGUUAGAACCACUAAAGAACGAGUGGACAGGUAUGCGACUGACAGGUGAAGUGCGUCAUGAACUUGGCUUGAAAACACCCUUACUUCCCAAUUCCCAAUAUAAAGAAAUUGUUCGACCUACUAGACAUUUCAAUCCUUUGAAGGUUCCUGCAUCUUUGCAAGCGCAGCUUCCUUAUGCUUCUCGUCCUAAAGAAGUUCGUCCCCGAAGCAAGCCUACGUAUAUGCAAAAGCGCACUGUGUUAUUGAACGCUGACGAACGAAAAGCUCGUGAUUUGUUACAGAAGGUAAUGACCCUCAAGUCUGACAAAGAAAGCAAGCGUAAAGCUAAGAAGACCGAAGAACACGAGAAGUAUCACAAAAAGCUCCAGAAAGAAGAGCAAGUGUAUGUGGAAAAGAAACGUGAAGAGAAAGCCAACUGGUUUGCUAAAAAUGGUAAAAGACUUCGUCAAGACUCGGGUGCUGCCUCUGGCGGCAAAAAAUCUAGGCGAUAA